Messenger RNA from Besnoitia besnoiti, 7443 nucleotides. RefSeq lists its product as uncharacterized. The coding region runs from base 1 to 7443 and encodes 2480 amino acids. The record is from RefSeq and is a predicted model, not a curated record. Lineage: Eukaryota; Apicomplexa; Conoidasida; Eucoccidiorida; Sarcocystidae. The transcript is spliced from 2 exons. Gene Ontology annotation, biological process: regulation of DNA-templated transcription. Gene Ontology annotation, molecular function: DNA-binding transcription factor activity.
AUGACUCCGAAAGAUCCAACGUCUCAGCCGCCGACCGCGCGUGCUGUGUACGUCUCCCUUUAUCAACAGAAGAAGCACCGGGGCGCGAUGAAGAAGGGACAAAGACGAACGCGCGCCUCGUUGCGGGCGAAGGCCGCCGCGGCGCUGCAGCGCGAGGCACAGAAGUCUGACUAUAUCGACCAAGAGCCACGCGCCGCACCACCCAGCUCGGCUGCAGACCUUCCGUUUCGCAGGGGUCGCCCGCCGGCUGCAAAACGACGCGCAAAGCACUCGCGCGUUUCACGAGUAGACGACGACUCUCAGCCCUCGCCACCUUCGGUGUCGUCCUCCGCCGCCUCCGCGUCCUCUCCACUGCCCUCGUCUCCGCCCGCCUCACUCCUCUCGACUCGUGCGUCGUCCUUUGCGCUGCAUUCCUCAGAUCCCGCGCCGGCGCCGUCGCUGCCGUUGUCGCCGCCGCUUGUCGUGCGCGAGGCCCGUGGAGAGGUCUCCUCUCCGCCCCUCCUGUCUCUCCUUUCAUCCUCGCUCGACGGCGGCGCGCCGCUCGCUGGAGCGAAUGGAAAACCGCGAGCCGCGUGGACCGGCCUCGCCAACGCAGACGGCGAGGAUGCCGACUCGGUCGCCUCCAGCGGGGCCUCCAAGACCCACGAGUGCCCUCCGCCUGCCGGCAAAACGCUUUUCACCCGCAUGCGCGCGCUGCGUCGACUCCCCAAGGCGUCGCGUGAGAGGCACGCGGCUUCAGAAACUGAAACCCCGUCAGCCGCCUCUUAUCUGGGCAUGCUCGAGGCAGAGGAGGAGGGGGCGUUGGGAGCGUGCGAGCCCCCGUUCACACUGCGUCGGGACGACGAGAGCAGAGGGAGGACGCCGCGGCCCCCCUCAGCCCUGCCCACGCUUCUCAGGCGCGUGGUGCAGCAGGGCGACGAUGAGUGCCCGCCCCGGACUGCCGGCGCCUCUCGUUCUCCAGCGGCGUCCUCCGCCGCGUCUGACCACGUAAAAGCGCCGGCCUGCCACGCCCCCAGUCUGUCUGACGUCGCGCCGAGAGGCCCCUCAGCGAGCGGCGCCGAGCAACCCGCCUCAGCGGCCUCCCCUGCCUGCCAGACCGCUGCUCGGAGACAGGAAGGUGGCGACGGCGACUUCGAUGCAGAUUUUGCCUGCACAGGCUCUGCGGCCGCCGACAUCGGGACCGCCGAGGGCAGCGUCGGUGAAAGCUCUCUCGGUCGCUCGCCUCGCUGUGAAGAGGGCGACGGAAUCGCUUUUGGGGAAAGCUCUGAAACAAAUUCUGCGAACGCGACGGCGGCCAGCCAUCCCGCGCCGACGCGCGACACGUCGCAGACUGACGAUGCGUCACACGCCCGCGCGCCUCGCCUCAGCGCGGAAGCAGAUCCUCGCGCGGGCCUCCAGCGAGCCGAGGCGCUGGCGGAUGAUCGCCAGUUCGAGGCGGACGUGACGCCCCAUGCUCCCACAGAGGCUCAAAACGCCCUCGACGCACCACUCACAGAGGCAGAAGCCUCGUCGCCUCCGCAGCGCACACUCCAGGGACUCAAGGACGCGCGGCAAAUCGGCGCAGAUUGCGGAGGGGUGGGCGCCGCACAGCCAGAGGGAGAGAGAAGCAGCGACUGCGACGGCCGGCAACCGACAGACGCGCCCUUAACUCCCGCCGAAGGCGUCGAUGAUGCCUCCUCGGAAAGGCCCUUCUCGUGUGUCGGCGAGUCCGACCGCGUCUCGCCUUCACCUGCCGCGGCGCCAGCUGCAUGUUCCCUGCCUCAGUCACACCCGGGCUCCUCUGCCUUUUCGUCGUUGCCUGCGUCGUCUGCCUCGCCUCCGCCGCCGCAUUCAGGCUUUUCAUCCGCGGCGUUCGCUUGCCCCGUCGACACCUCGGCUUCGCCGGUCGGGCUUUCGAACUUCGGUCCACAUGCGUCGUCGUUGCCGCCUCUCUCGGGGGCUGCGUGGGGCUUCCUGCCACUCGGCUCCCCUCCCGUCUCGGCGCCGCCGACCCAGGGCCCCCAGGGGCCACCUGCCCCGGGAUACGGGCUCCCCUCUGCGUUCCCGCCUCCGCCCGUUGAGGGCGGCAGCGGCGGGCAGCCGCCUGCGCACGGCCUUUCUGGAUUUCCUUCAAACUGGGGACAGGCGCUGACGUGGCCGCUUUGCUUUCCCCAGUCGCUGUGUCCGGCUGCCCCCGCUCCUUCGCGCGAGGUCGCUUCGCCUGCCCUCCGGCUUCCGGCGGGGGCCGCGCUGGCUACCCCUGCGCUCUUCGGCGGUCUUCCGGGGGCGCCGGCUCUGGACUUCUCUGGCGCGCAAAUGGCGGCCUCGACGACCGACUUUUCCCGCGACGAGCUGCGCGAGAGACACCACUUUGAGUUGCAACUCAUGGCGUCGUCCUACGGCCUCUUCGGCGAGACGCUUGAGCGCCCGCGGGGGGAAGGCGAAGGCGAGUACGAGGCGCAUCUCCGCCGCCAACGGGCAGCGGCGGCGAGCGGCACAGCGCCACCAGAGUUUUCGCCGACAGGCCCAGAAGCUCCGGGAUCGCUUGGGGGAGCGCAGCCCCCUCUGGGUUUGGCCUUCUCCUUCGAGGGCGCUGGGGGGUUUCGGGCCCCGGACGGCGAGCGGGGUGACGGGCACGAGGCCGAUCUCUAUGGGCUGGUGCCGGGUGGCAUCCCGCUGGACACGACGCAGGCGUGUCUUCCCUACUUGCCGCAGGCCGCCGCGACCCUCCUGCCGGCAGCCGCGGAUUCGACCCCGCCGCGCGCGCCGGAGCGUCGCGCCUCGAGGCGGGCGAAGGGCUCGCUCGCCAAGUCUUCGUCCUUUUCGUCCUCUUCGUCGACCUCGGCGGGGUCGCGCGCGCGCUCGCCGCCCGCGUCGUCGCCAGUUCGGGGCGAAGAGGGCGCCGGCGCCGCCGCCUCACCCUUUCCCGCGGAAUCGGGCGGGUUGGCUGACGGGCAGGGCGUGGCAAAGAGUGGGCGGAAGCGCCGGCUGCCGCCGUCGCUCGCGGAGCAGACAGACCGCAAUCACAAGGACUUUCUGUUGGAGCUGCUGGCGUCGCGGCUCGAAUCUGUGAAAGGCGUUCACAUGGACCGGCUGCGCAAGACGUGGGUCGCCUCCUGGUUGGUCGGCCGGCGGCGCAUCACGCGUAUCUUCUCCUUCCAGAAGCACGGAUUUUUCGGCGCCCGCGAGCAGGCGAUUCACCGGCGCCAGGAGGCGCUGCUGCACCCCGAGCUCGAGGACCCCGCGCGGCGCCGCGCGCUGGCGAACCUCGUGGCAGUUUCAGACGAGGAGCUACAGCAGACGGCCGAGACCCUGCCCUUCGUCGUCGGCGUCACCUACCACCGCGACAGCCGUAGCUGGAUUGCGAAUCACCGCCGGCCGAUGGGGAAAAUCGUGCAGCGGAGGAAGUUCGCAGUCGCCGAGUUCGGGUUCUUCGAGGCGCGCUACCGCGCCGCCGCGAUGAUGUUUUGCUGGAACAAGCAGGGCCGCUCGCAGGAGCCCGAGGACUACGACCAGGGCGCGGCGGAGGCCUUCAACCGGCAGCAGCGCCCGCAGCGCCCCGGGGAGGACGCGGGCUUCUGCUUCGCCCACCGCAGCUGCUCCGACAACGAGCCGCUGUACGUCCUCGCGCCCUUCGACGCCGACGCCUGCGACGAGGCCAUGGUCCUGCUCGCCUUCAUCUGCGGCAGUCCCUGGAGAAAAAUCUGCCGGGGGCAGCAGUGCGGCGACGACCCCACCCUCCUCGAGGCCGCGACCACUAUCCAGUCCGAGAAGCCCCUCUGGCGGACGCGCGUCCGCCGCGGCCUUGACGGCGAGGAGGUCGGCGCCGCGGUUCGCGAAGACGAGGGUGAUGACGGCGUCGAGCCCAGCCCCCCCCGCGAGACGCCCGCCGGAGACGCGCGCGCUUACGCGUCUGAGACUCGCGAGGCGAACGGGGCGCCCCUGGAAGAGGAGGCGGCGCUGGAGGAGGGGGGAGCGGCGACCCCAGAGGCGAGCGACGCCAGAGGACCCGAGGUGCGGGUUGGGACAGCGGCGCCGGGCGCCGGCAAGCGCGGCCGCGGCGGCAACAGCCUCGCGGCCCUGCCGGCGGAGAAGCGAGUUUGCAGCGCCGCGGACAAGUUGGCGAUUGGCGCCGAAGGAGACGGUGGGAGCGGGGCGCCAGACCGGGGCCACGGCGCCUACGCCGUGCCCAUGGCGGGAAUCGGGGAUCACGCGUUUGCGGGCAUGGAGACGUUUGGCCUCGGAAGCGACUCUGCGAACCGUAACGCCUUCCCUUGGGCAAACACGUCGGAUCCCCGCCUCUUUGUCGCGCCUCUCCCCCAGCGUGGCUUUCCGUUCUCGCCUGCAACGCUCUCCACCCCGGGUGGAGCGCCUCAGCCCCCCUUCCAGUUCCCUCUGCCUUCGAUGCCGCCGCCGGGCGACGCCGCGCAGGGCGGCCAGAAGCCGAGAGAACACGAAAUCCAUCGGCAGGCGCAGGGAGACUUCUUCGGGUAUCCUGCGAGCGACGCAGGCUCCUUCGUUGGCGCGCCCGCCGGUGCGCCUUUGGGCGGAACUUCGACUGCGUCCUUUUCUGCGGCUGGCGGCCGCGGUCCUGAGGCGUCCAGCGGCGACGCCGCACGCGCAGGGGAAGGUCAAAACAGUUUCCUCGUGCCGGCUCAGGCCCAGCGCUUUCACCAAUCUGGCGGAGGUUUCGCGCCUUUCGCGGGGGGGGGAGACACCGGGUUCGGCUGCGCGGCGAGGCCACCAGAGGCCUUCCAGGGCGCGCCGUCUGAAGGCGGCCAGAACGGACUUUCUUUCCCUCAAAACGCCCACCUCGCGAAGGCCUCCUACGGAGCCGCCUCCGGCUGGGGGCCGAACGUGCCUAACGCCUACGUGUUUUACCAGGGGCGCGGAGAUCCGAGCGCGCCUGACGGCAUCCACAGCAAUCCUGGCUGGAGGCACGCCCUCCCCUCCAACGCCACGCACAGUCAGCCUUCUGGUCACCCUGGUUUCCACGGUGCCUCUGGUCACCCUGGUGAGUCGGCGUUCCCACGCGACGCGCCCUUCUACAUGGUCUCGGCGUUCUCGCUCGCGCAUGCAGAGGCCCGGCACGCCGGAUUUAGGGACUUUGGAUUCCUUGCGGGCUCGCCCCCGAAUGCGCAGGAUUUCGCACACGCUGGUCAGCCGUUCGCCACGCAGCCGUUUGUCCCUUUCUCCCCGUUUCCUGCCGCGUCCGCCCUCCCUUCAGGCGCCCCUUCGCGUUCGCAGUGCUCGCCGGCCGCGGCCUCUGCGCUGACUCCUUCGUGGCGAUCGGUUCCGCCCCAGCCUGCGGCAGACGGUGCGCAUGCGGGAGGCGACGGCUUUCUGGAUCGCGCGCCGGCAAGCGCCGCGGAAGGCGCGCCCAGGCUCUCACCCCACGGGGCGAACGAAUUCUGCGCCGACUUCGCGAGCGGCGCCGGUGCGUCGGUCUAUGGCGGAGUGCCGCUCUGGGGCGGCGCCUUCCAGCCUGGCGAUGCGGCGGCCGCGGCAUGUGCGUCGGCAGCGUAUGCCUCGGCGGCGCAUGCCCCCGAGGCGCACCUUGUCGAUGCCUCUGGCGACUCAAUGGGCUCAGCUGCGUUCGCGUCCCACCCAACCUCCCCUCGCUCGCAUCAGCCAGACGCCGUGGGGACUGAGACGCCUGGCGCAGCCUCAGACGAUGAGACGCCUGGCGCAGCCUCAGACGAUGAGACGCCUGGCGCAGCCUCAGACGAUGAGACGCCUGGCGCAGCCUCAGACGAUGAGACGCCUGGCGCAGCCUCAGACGAUGAGACGCCUGGCGCAGCCUCAGACGAUGAGACGCCUGGCGCAGCCUCAGACGAUGAGACGCCUGGCGCAGCCUCAGACGAUGAGACGCCUGCGCCGCACGCGAGCAAAGAGGAAACUGCCGCGCCGAGAGGCGGAGGCGCAGCGGCCGCAGCUGAGGCAGACGUCGAGGACGCCGCCACGCCGAGCGACAGCUGUGGUAUCCCAACGCAGGGCGACGAGGGAGGAGGUGUGCGAGGCGCGAGCUCUUCUGAGGCGUUUUCUGGGCAAAAACCCAACCUUCCGUCGAAAGAAAAGGACGAACAAAGUCUCAGCGCGAGUCGGCGAAGCACGGCGGACAGCAUCUCUUUCUUGCUCUCCUGCAGAGGGUCUCCGUUUUUCUCUUCGCUUUCAGGCAUCCCCUGCGCCCUCAGGUCUCCCUCAUCGAGCGCGGACUUUCGCAGGCUCGAGCCUGACCAGAGUUUUCAUGGCGACGCCGUGUCGGGGAGUCUGCAGUCCGCACGCGACAACGACGAUAACGUUGCAAGACUCUCUCGCGAACUCGCGACGGCGGAGGCCUCUGCGGCUCCUCUCACCCCCGAAACUCAAGGGUCGACACUGGGGGGAAUUUCGCAUGCGUCUAGUGUCUCUGAGACGCAGAGGGACGCAGGCGCGCAGGAGCUGCGUUCAGAAAAUGGUGCGCCUCUCGCACGCUUCGAGAGCAGAAGCGGCAGCGAAACGCCUUACGCAGGGAGACACUCCGAGCCCAGCGCGAGGCCCUCGGCGCACGUCUCAGAAGGCUUGGAGCGACCUGCCGCGACCGCGGGUUUGGACGCGAUUCUCCCCUUUGCAGAUUCGCCAGCGGCUCGCGGCUUUUCAGGCGACCGCGAGACGGCUAGCGGCGCCGAGCGUCCAGGGAGCGAAGUCGAGAACCCCGCAGACGCGGAGUGCCGCCCCGACUGGGGCGCCGAAGGCCCGCGAGCUUCCCCGCCCUGCUUCGGCGCGUGGUGUUCCGCCUGGAACCCCUGUGGCGCGCUGGGAGACUGCUGCGGGUCAAAGGCAAUCGUCGAUGACCAGAAGGCGUCUGUUGCGCCAGAGGCUGCUGUGCCUCCUCUCUCGGCUCCGCCCUCUUCGCCGUCCCGCUCGCAGUCUCUCUCGCGCACCUCGAUGCUGUCCUGUCUCUCGCCGGUCGCCGCGCUGGUGUCGGGUACCCUCUCGGCGUCUCCGCGCCUGCGUGAACCGGCAGACCCCCUCGGAGAGACAGGCGAGUCAAGUGACAAACGAGGGCAAGCCGCGGACUGCAACUCGGGGUCGCAGCGCGACUUGUGUUCUAGCCCAAGCCGCGGCUGCGCAGUGGAGGCGCCGGCCGAAGCAGAGUCGCAGACAGGAAUCCCAGCGAGAGAGGAAAAAGGAGGGAAUUCGAAAGCUGGAAGCCACGCAAGCUUCGAGGUUCAGACCACUCUCUAUCGGCUGGCGCAGGACGAGGCGACGGGAGACGGCUCCGCCUCCUACUCUCCGCAGAAACGCGCGCGCGAGGCGAGCGGAGAGAACGGACAGAGCGGAAACGCAGAGGAACGGAAACACAGAAGGAGAGGCAAAGCCCGCUCUCCAGCAGCGAGGCGGGGAGGACAGAGCAAGAUUGAAGCAGCGACAGUCGAGCCUGGAGCGGCGGAACAACACUCGCGUGCGUUUUUCGCGGGGUGA